Molecule: messenger RNA, 2658 nt
Organism: Phyllotreta striolata
Lineage: Eukaryota; Metazoa; Arthropoda; Insecta; Coleoptera; Chrysomelidae
Source: the annotation of a GenBank genome assembly
AUGAAAUAUUACAAUAGCGAAUCGAGCAGCAGUACUAGCAGCAUGACCAGCGAGAAGAAAUCUAGUUUGAUUUUGUACACAAACAAGGAUAAUGCACCAUCUAAAGUGGGCGCAGAAUCGGAAGUGCAGUUCCUGCGCGACGAAUUAGAGAAGGUCCAGAACGCCCUGCGGCUCCAAGCGAAGCGCUGCAGGCAACUGGUGGCCGAAUACACGCGCAAGCUGCAGGAGAAAGAGCACCAAUACGUAAGCGAGAAGGUCCUGAGGGACGACCAGCUGGCGAAAGUCCUGCGGGCGCUGCUGAUAUUCGAGGCGCGGCUGCGACAGGAGCAGAAGUUCAUCACCAAGCAGCUCAACGAGAAGGAUCGGAUCAUCAGGAAGCAGAACAACGAGAUCAAGAAGUUGCUGAUCAACCAGUACUGCAAGAACUGCAGGCAGUACUAUUCGUCGAGUCCCAUACAGGAGAGCCUCGACAGCAGCACGGAGUACGUGCUCACCGAUUGCCAGGACUACCAGUCGUCGAAUUUCGAAUCGUUGGACAGCAGCAGCGAGACUUACGGUACGCUUUCGGAGAAGGAUUUCAAGAAUUCGGAAAGCUCCUACGAGGAGAAUUCCAGCAAGGAGUUGGAGCCCAAAAACGUCUACACGAAGAACUGCAGGAAGGACUCCGUCGGCAGAAGGAACAAGAAAAUACCGCACAGGAAGAGCAACGGUACGUACUUCGAGGUGUUGAAAUUACGAAAUGAUAGUAACAGUCCGUUAUCUAACGAUGAUAACACUAGUAACGAUUAUGACAAUUUGGAUUCACUUCCGCCCGAAAACGUAGACAUACAAAUCAACACUGUGACCGAGAAUAUCGAGCAAAUAUUCGAGAAGACCCAUCAAAUCGCCGCGAAUAACGGCGAUGCGGAUCAAUCAUGUGAUAAUAAGAAAAAAUCCUGCCAAAUAACCGAAUCUAUUCCCGUAUUCGAAGGGGGCGAAGAAACGAACGAUAAUUGGUACGCCAGCGCCAGCGAUCAGGAGGACGACGAGCACAGGAACAUCUACAGAAACAAUCCGGUACUGGAAUGCAUGAAUCAAAUCCUGCUGCAAAACAUCAACGACACAUUGAUCUCCCCUCCCAAGACCCCUAACAUCGAAAGGAAAUCAACCAAGAAUAAAAAAGUAACAUUCAGCGAUGAAGAGGUCAAAGAAGAAACUAACGAGGAACGUUUACCGAGAGAGGAAAACCCAACGGAAAAGCAGGAUUACUACGAAACGCCGUUGCAGAAUUCCCCGAACUUCUACGAAACGCCACAGAGCAUCUACAGCAACGAUUACGAGCAAAUACUGAGCAAAUGCAACGAGACUUUCACCAAUCCCGACAAAAACCAAGAUCAGUACCACCACUACAUAGACAUGGACGAAAAGAAGAAACUAACCACACAAGACCAGCAACUAAUAAAGAAGAGCAAGAUACAGAGAGUCCCGCCAGCUCUGCCACCCAAGCCGAUCAACCUGGUUUCGAAAUACAAAAUCCAGGGCUACAGCAGAUUGCCGCCGUCGGAGAAGAGCUCCGAAGCGGAGCCGGAUUACUGCUCGAUAUCCGAGCUCAAUUUGCCGCAGAACAAGAGCCCGUCGUUCAAGAAAAUCAACGUCGUCGCCGAGAUAAACUCGCCCACGUCGCUGGACGUCAUCAACAAAUUGAACAGCUCCGGCGACGCCAAGAGCAACGAGAGCGAUUUGGUGAACUUGAAGGACACCAUGGUGGUGAAGAAGUGCGUGGAGAAGAUGAACAUACAAUUGGCCAAGCAGAUCAAACCCGAGCCGAUUUCGCCCAAGAAAAUCGAAACCAUAGACAUACCCAAGUUACCUCAAGUAUCCGAGAUACUCAUACCCGAAUCGGAAGACGAAGAUAAUAAGGAGAAAGACGGGCGAAUCUCUCAGGAUAAUUACAUGCGAAACAACACGCAGAUUAUGAAAUUGAAAGAUUCUAAGGAGACUCCUGCGCGCAAACCGAUCGUAAUGGGCUCGACGGUAUCUAAUCUCAUAUCGACCUUCAACAACCAGCAAUUCAUCAACGACAUCAAGCACAGCCCGGAGAAGAACAAACCGCCCAAGUUCCCCAACUUCGACAACCCCGAAAAGCGCAAGGUGAACAAUUUCGAGAAGUUCGAUUUGCGCCAGAACUUCGAGGAGUUCAAGCUGGACGAUUGCGACAUCGAGGAGUACACGGUGGAGGAGAUCAAAACGGACAACGAGGACGGCAAGGAGACCACCGUGGUGAAGGCGGAUUCGCAUGGCGGCGUGCGCAUCUCCAAAACGCUCGAGAUCACCAACGCCGGAACGGUGCGCUCCUCCAAGAACCUGGACAUCACCCCCACGCUCAGCCGGACGGCCAUCGAGCUGUUCAAGAAGCACCUGGAGAAGCAGUUGAAGAACCAGAACGAGAACAAGAACAAGAGCAUGGCGCUGCUGCGGCCCAACGAGCCCACCUACGAGCACUUCUUGGAGUGCACGGGGCUGAGCACCAAGUCGCUGCUGUCGCCUUCGAGGUUGCUCAGCAACCACAAGAACGUGCUGAAGCCCAAGGAGGUGAAGUUGAAGCCCACGGGGAAGGCGGCUAGUUUGUACGAAAAGCACGGGAGUCCUGUGAAGUAUUGGUCGGAGCCGUAUUUGUGA